This is a messenger RNA of Pecten maximus, 1299 nucleotides long. RefSeq lists its product as uncharacterized. The transcript has a single exon. Bases 1 to 1299 code for a protein of 432 amino acids. Lineage: Eukaryota; Metazoa; Mollusca; Bivalvia; Pectinida; Pectinidae. The record is from RefSeq and is a predicted model, not a curated record.
AUGCAGGACGAGGGACUUCUGGCGGAACUCAUGCUAUUUUCCCUCCCGCCGACGCAGGUCGCGGUGGAGAAGUUGUACUACGUGGACUGCAGACCCGUCUCCCAGAUAAGCGGUAGCGGUCCUGUCGAGUUCCACAUUUCCGGUCAGAGCAGCGAUUACAUAGCGCUUGACAGGAGCCUAUUGUACGUGAAGGCACGCAUUGUUAAACAGGACGGCACGCCCCUCUCCGCCAAGGAACAGACUGCAUACGUCAACUUGCCGCUUCAAACUCUUUGGGGUCAAGUCGAGGUAUCGUUGCAAGGGAAGCUACUUUCGCUGAAUUCGGGUAAUUACGCCUAUAAGGCGUACAUACAAACACUGUUAAACUACGGGGUCGGUUCUAAAAAGGGUCAGCUCACCAGUCAACUCUACUAUCAGGACACGCCCGGCAGUAUGGACGAGACAGAUCCGGACGGUGGUAAUACCGGACUAUUCGAGCGGAAUGAAUUCACUAAGAACAGCGCUACGCUCGACAUGGUCGGCAGACUGUGCGAGGACGCCUGUCAUCUCAAUCGGUACAUAUUGAACGGAGUCGAUCUCGACAUUAAACUCUAUAGAAAUAGGACUCCGUUCGUAUUAAUGUCGGGGGUCCAGAACCCGGAUUACAGGAUCGAGCUACAGGAGGUCAUGUUCCGUCUUUGUCGUGUCCAGGUCAACGCAGGCGUGCUCGUCGGUCACAACAAAGCCCUAGAGUUGUCUCCGGCCAAAUACCCUUUUACAAGCUCUAAUGUCAAGGUCGCCACGAUACCCGCGAAUCAGUCGACAUUUAUCUGGGACAAUCUCUAUCAAGGCAAACUACCCUCGAAGGUUAUCGUGGGACUGGUGGCGGCCGAAGCCUAUGCGGGUUCAUACACUAGGAACCCAUUCAACUUUCAAUCGUACAAUGCAUCGAGCGUUGGUUUGUUUGUAAACAACGUCAGUGUACCGUAUCGACCCCACAAAUUGGAGUUCGCCAGCAACGCCCAGUGCUACGUCACGGCCUUCCGUAGUCUCUUUGAGGUUGCCGACAAGGCCGAUCUCGAUACGGACAAUGCCCUCGACCGUGACGACUGGCCGCGUGGCUAUGCCUUGUACGGCUUUCAGUUGACCCCGACCUUUGGCGAGGACGAGCACCUCUCUCCUAGUCAAAACGCGGACGUUAGACUGGAGAUUACUUUUACCAAUACGCUGACGGAGACUGUCUCCUGCAUAUUGUACUCUGAAUUUGACGAUGUCUUUGAAAUAGACCAGACUCGUAACGUCAUAGUAACUUCCAAGUGA